AAUGCAUACAUACAUAUAUACACAAAACACAAAUUUUUUUAAUCUGGAAGGUAAUAUGUUUACCUAAAAAUAAAGCUUGUUCGCAAACAUGAAUGGGAGGACGGUGGCAAGCAAAAUGACUUAGGAUAUCGGCUCAACAGUUCAAUAAAAAAGUGUAUAUUAUGGCUUCCAAAAUGGAUGAUGGAAUAGUUUUAAGCGGUUACCAGAAAAAACUAAAAACGAUGAAAAAAAAAUAUUUUGUGUUAUACAAGGAAACAAGCAACAACGCUGCUCGAUUGGAAUAUUAUGAUAACGAAAAAAAGUUUCAUCAAAGACUGGAAGCAAAGCGCGUCAUUUAUCUUAAAAAUUGUUUCAAUAUAAAUCGUCGCUUCGAUACCAAACAUAAAUUUGUAUUGGCGCUCUCAUCGAGGGAAGGCGGAUUUGGAAUUGUAUUAGAUACUGAGAGUGAUUUACAGAAAUGGUUGGACAGUUUAUUAUCAUUACAACGAUAUAACGCAAAUUUUCCAGAUCAAGUUUUUCCGCAGUUCGAACACGUUUGGCAAGUUGUCGUCCAAAGGAAGGGGAUAUCAGAAAAAGUCGGAAUCGUCGGAAGCUAUCAUUGUUGCUUAACUUCAAAAUCAAUUACUUUUAUUAGCAUAGGUCCGGAAAAAUCACCCACCGGAGAUGAUCGAGUCUUAAAAGCAGAGAUACUCUUAACAACAGUGAGAAGAUGCGGACAUGCUUCUCCUCAGUGUAUUUUUUAUAUGGAACUGGGCAGGCAGUGUGUUUUAGGCUCCGGGGAGCUGUGGAUGGAAACUGAAGAUGCAACUGUUGCUAAAAAUAUGCACGAUACAAUAUUAAGUGCAAUGUCAGCGAAAACAAAUGUUUGCCAAGAAAAGUCCGUCUUUAAUAAUGAGAAUAUGAGGAAGCGAUCUUCAUCCGUGAACGAGGGAGCUAAGCCAGUUACUGGCUUACAAAAACGACAACUAUCUACUGAAAUACACAAUCUGUCUUCAAAAUAUACAAAUUGCGUGCGUGAAAGAUGCGACAGUUUGCCUUCAAGAAAUCGAACAUCGAGUGAAUGUACUAACCAAAGUUACAAGGUUAUACCGAACCAUACGCAGAGAAGUAAUACAAUUUCAGGAACGCGGCCCUUUUCCGGUCAAGGACGUAGUCAUAGUCCACCGUUAAAUACUCCAAUUAGAUGUUCUGAGGGUAAAGAAUCCUCUAAUAGUAUUGAGGAAGCUGAUGAUAACGGAUGUUUUAAUCCUUACCGAUUGAAUACUCGGGCUGCAAAAGGUAUAAUUCCUGAGGAAAAUGUUGAUGAUUUCUGUGUUAUUGAUAAUAUUUGCGGCCGAUUGGACACUUAUAUUCCAAUGACUCCCAUCAAAUCACCAAAUGAAUUCGACAAUGUCAAUCACAUAAGUCAGCUGAAUCAAAAUUUAUUAAAUCAGGAAUCAUCAAAAAUGUCGAGUCUUGGAGAUACGAACAGAUCUUUUGACUUUGCUGACCAUGCUUUCAAGAAAAUAGAAAGGGAUUCGGAUGUCGACCAUGAUAUUCAAUGUGAUCGACCCGUACGAGCUUAUUCAAUAGGAAGUAGAAUGGAACAUUUUAAAGCGAAUGUGCGCCGCGGAAAUACACAUGAAAUAGAAAGCAACUUACCUCGUGAGCGAGCAUUUUCAGUGGGAGCGCGGUCAAAAAACAACACUAGUGGAACUAAUAGUUAUACGUCAAUAGAUCACCCCACAUACAAUAGGUUAGUCGGUUUCAGUACCUCUCGGGAUAAAAAGUCCACAAGCGCUCCCCUAUUAAAUUUGAAAAGCCAAAUAAAUGCUGAUCGCAUGAGUGAUUUAAUGGAGAUAGACUUUUCUAAAACAAGUACGGAAUCUAGUUUAAAAAAGUAUCCUGUUCACAAUAAGAAAACAAGCUCGCUCAAAGUUGCUUCCCAAUUUGGCGCUGUUAUAAAGUGUGACGAUAUGAUGAAAAGAUGUAACUCAGGCAACAUCACAGAAACGUCGGAUAGUGGGUACCUGGAAAUGAAGCCAGUUGGUAACCCAAGUAAAGUUGAACCUCUGCCUAAUAAGUCCCUCGCUCUUCCCGCAAAAAUUGUAUCUACCAAAAAGGAUCAUCCUAGCUUAUCCCCCGUUCAUGGCGCCGAUAGUUGUAAAGUCGACAAAACUAAAUUGCAAUUGAAUGAUUAUAUAAAUGAUAAGGAUGCAAAUUUACUGACUACUACUGGAGAAAUAAGUGUGGUGAACAGCAAUUUGGAAAAUAAAAUGCAGAACCUGUUUUUGGAUAUAAGAACCAGUAAUAUUACAAAGCCUGUCAAUUAUUCGAGAAAAUUGACACAUUCUAUAAGCAAUGAAGACUAUUCGCAAAAUUUGAAGGCUUCGAUUGCGGAAUUACUACCUGAAACUGGGUACAAAAUACUUCAGAUUAAAAGCGAUAGCUCUCUUAUUUCGACAAAACCAAUUCCAAGAACGAUUAUAAACAAACUGGAGAAACAACAUAAAACUAAGAUGUUGGAGUGCGCAAAUACAAGUAAGAGGGCGUAUAUAAAUGAAACUCCAACUAAGAGGAGUGCAUCUGUAACAGCAAAAGAAAUUCAAUGGGCAUCAAAUACAAAUGCCAAUGCUAACAACAAUAAACCUUUGAACGAACAGAAUUCUUCCUCGAGGCCAGCAUCGCUAACUUCCGACCACGAACUUCACUACGCUAGCUUAGAUCUUCCGCAAUGUAGUGGACAAAUAACAGCCAAAAACUGCAAGGAAGCUGCAUAUGAAUCUCCACCAGAAACGAUUUCUUCGAGUAAUUUAUAUGCAAGGAUUGAUUUUGAUCACUCGGAUUCGUCUUCUUCAUUAUCAAAUGUGUUUAAAUCUUAGAUAUCUAAUGCUAACUUAUUUACAACAUUAUUAUAAUAAUAAUUAUUAUUAUUUUUGUGAGUUACUUGUAAAUAUAUUGCUAUACAAACCUCUUCGGUUUAUCGAAGAAUAUGUUCUCUUUCCAAAUAUAAAAAUCUAUCAGACCAAAAUACCCCGUGUUGAUCCGAAAAUGAACCUAAUUAAAUUUCUGAAAUGUUUGAAUUAGGUACCAGCUGUAUAAUUUUUAUUUCACUAUAUUUGUGCCACGUUUCAAAAUCGUUAACUGGAAUAAAUGAAUAUAUCUUAUUUCAUUUGUCAUUUCAAUGGAUAGAUACAACAUAUUG
Scaptodrosophila lebanonensis is the source of this 3184-nucleotide messenger RNA. It is a transcript of the gene chico, whose product is annotated as insulin receptor substrate 1. Gene Ontology annotation, molecular function: phosphatidylinositol 3-kinase binding; insulin receptor binding. The transcript is spliced from 9 exons. NCBI's taxonomy places the organism in Eukaryota, Metazoa, Arthropoda, Insecta, Diptera, Drosophilidae. The coding region runs from base 162 to 2861 and encodes 899 amino acids. Gene Ontology annotation, cellular component: cytosol; plasma membrane. The record is from RefSeq and is a predicted model, not a curated record. Gene Ontology annotation, biological process: insulin receptor signaling pathway.